Paraphaeosphaeria sporulosa is the source of this 441-nucleotide messenger RNA. RefSeq lists its product as uncharacterized. Lineage: Eukaryota; Fungi; Ascomycota; Dothideomycetes; Pleosporales; Didymosphaeriaceae. The coding region runs from base 1 to 441 and encodes 146 amino acids. The record is from RefSeq and is a predicted model, not a curated record. The transcript has a single exon.
AUGUACAAGACAACGUUGAGAGCGACUUUUGGCGGCGAAGGAAGUUGGGUGAAGAAGAAGACUAAGACUCAUGGCUUGCCAGAACAGGUACAGGUCACUGAAGCAAUGCUGCACGCUCCAGUGCCCUCUGGAGCAUCGGACAAGCCAGAGAUCCGCCGCGUGUACAAGCAUCCCUUUAAGACCCUCAAGGCAAUCUUCGGUACCGACGCGUACAGCGAAGGCGAGGUCUCGAAGACCAUCAAGUGGAAUGCAUUCGUGCGGGCCAUGAUUCGGACGGGAUUUGCAGCUGAGAAACUUCAAGGUUCGACCUGGCGGUUCAUUCCCCACGGCAAUACUGUCAUCGAGCGGAGCAUCCAGUUCCACGAGCCUCAUCCUGGUAGCGACAUCCCAUACAGCAUGGCCCGCCGUUUUGGCAGGAAGCUUGAACGCGUUUACGGGUGA